This is a messenger RNA of Ceraceosorus bombacis, 586 nucleotides long. The record is from the annotation of a GenBank genome assembly. Lineage: Eukaryota; Fungi; Basidiomycota; Exobasidiomycetes; Ceraceosorales; Ceraceosoraceae.
AUGGUAUCUGCAUUCAACCUCGCUUUCAUCCUCUGUGUCGUCUCUGUUGCACAGGCAGCUACUUAUAAAAAGCCUCAAGGAUUCACUGAAAACGCGAUUCGUAAGUCAGGUGCUCAUUACUAGAUUGCAAAGCUUGCUCAACCCUUCCCCUCACCAUUUCGAACAUGUUGUAGUCGUCAAAUGGACGACUGCGCAGGAUACCAAGUGCCGUAUCAGCGUAGCCGCCGCGGACCAAUGCUGGCUCAAAGCCUGCUCCGAUAGGACCUCGCAAGCGUUCGUCGUCAAUUUAUUGGUCCCUACCAUAGAGGAGGGACCCAACAGUGGUAACGCUUGGGCAGAGUGCACCGCGUGAGUUGGGUGGAUAUCGAUGCCGGAGUUGCUCUCUCUCGACGUUUUGCUUAUGUGCGCUCUUUUCUGUCUGGUUCCAGCAAGACCUCGACUGGGUGAGUGACAGUGAUCGAGGCUUGGCACAUUUGAAACGGUCGACUAACAACUUGACGUUGCCCUCUAAUCGAUCGAUAGCAAAACCUACAGUCUCUCGGGAACUGUUGCCGAGGACGACGUGUACAUGACUGUCAUUGGCUGA